This is a messenger RNA of Dioscorea cayenensis subsp. rotundata (Guinea yam), 3704 nucleotides long. RefSeq names its product protein QUIRKY. Lineage: Eukaryota; Viridiplantae; Streptophyta; Magnoliopsida; Dioscoreales; Dioscoreaceae. The transcript has a single exon. The coding region runs from base 303 to 3314 and encodes 1003 amino acids. The record is from RefSeq and is a predicted model, not a curated record.
UAGAAAGCGCGGGAAGCAAAGGCAUAAUGAAGCGCAGCACAAUUGGGAGGGAAAAGCAACAAACGAGAAAGGAAUGAAGAGAUACCUGCUUCUCAUUCACGAAAUCCUUCUUCCAGCUCCCACUCGCGAAUCCUAUUCUUUCUUUCCCCACAAAUUCAAAAGCAAAAAAAGCGAAAAGCAAAGCAAACACCAUCCUCCUCUCCCUUUCUCCAUUCCACCAUAUUCCUCUCCAUUUCCACUCUCCCCCAAACCCUCCUCCAUCUCCUCCAAAGUAUCCGAGAUCGGCGGCCAAUGGUGCGGCCAUGAUGCCAACCAUUGUUAAGAAGCUCGCCGUCGAGGUCGUCCACGCCCGCGACCUCAUCCCCAAGGAUGGUCAGGGUACCUCCAGCCCCUACGUCGUUAUCGACUAUGCCGGUCAGCGCAAACGCACCCGCACUUGCCCCCGAGAUUGCAACCCCGACUGGCAAGAACGGCUUGAGUUCAUCGUCCCCGAUCCACCAUCCAUUGACGCUGAUGAGCUCCUCGUCGAAGUCUACCACGAUGGCCGCCUCUCCGUCCCCGCUCGUAAGAACCAUUUUCUCGGUCGUGUCCGCAUCUAUGGCACCCAGAUCCCCCACCGCGGCAAUGACGCCCUUAUCUACUACCCCCUCGAGAAGCGCGCCUUACUAAGCUGGAUCCACGGCGAAAUUGGCCUCCGGAUCUGUCAGUACGACGACAUCCUUGAAGAGAAGAAGCCCGAACCCACCGAUCCACCGCCGGCCGACGCAAAUCCAGCACCCGGCGUCGGGGAGCCGAAAGAUCCGCCGCCCCCGGAGGUAGUCGCCCCUACGGAAACGGCGGUGGAAACCCAAUCACCGCCGCCGGUCUCUGUCGUCGUUGUUGAUGAAGCUCCGAUGCAGCCGGAGAAGUCACCACCGCCGCCGGCGGCGGCGAACCCAUUGCCGGAGGAACCACUGGAAAUGUAUCCACCGGAGGUGAGAAAGAUGCAGACGAGUUCGUUCACCGAGAGGGUCAGAGUUCCCAGAAGACACAGUGACAUCGAUUGCGGCCCGAGAGUUCUCUCUGGCCGGUUCGCUCCAUCCUGCGAACCGGUGGACCGGGUUCAAGCCGCCUAUGACCUCGUCGAGCCGAUGCAGUACUUGUUCGUCCGGGUCUUCAAAGCUCGCAGUCUCCUUGCUUGUGAGUCACCGUACGUGAAGAUCCAGUCCGGUCCGCACUUGAUGCGGACUAACCCGGCCAGGGAGGUGAACGGACGCCCGGAGUGGAACCAAGUGUUCGCGCUGAGCCAACCCAAACCGGAGUCCACGCUGGAGAUCUCAGUCUGCGACGGCGGCCAAGGGGAUGCAUUUCUCGGUGGCGUGUGUUUUGAUUUAUCUGACGUGCCGGUCAGGGAACAGCCCGACGGUCCGUUGGCUCCUCAGUGGUACCGGCUUGAAGGUGGGGAUGACCGGCAUCCAGGCCCUCAGGUGACCGGUGACAUUAUGCUCUCGGUCUGGUUCGGAACCCAGGCGGAUGAGUCGUUCACCGAGGCGUGCACCUCGGACGCGCCGUCCAUCAGCCACACCCGGUCCAAGGUCUACCAAUCGCCCAAGCUCUGGUACUUGCGUGUCAGCGUCAUCGAAGCUCAAGAUUUGCGGUUCAUGCCACCACCUCCGGGGAUGCCGGUGGACAUACGUGUCAAGAUCCAGUUGGGUUUCCAGUCUUCUAGGACGAGAAGAUCGACGCCUAAUAGCAACUCAUCUUCUUUCGCUUGGCUUGAGGAUCUGAUGUUCGUCGCCUCUGAGCCGUUGGAUGACCAUCUUAUCGUGCUAGUCGAGGACCGUUCGAUCAAAGAGCCAGCCCUUCUUGGCCACGUUACGGUUCCAGUGGGCUCGGUGGAGCAGAGAAUGGAUGAACGACAACCAGUGGCGACCAAGUGGUUCAAUCUAGACUGUGGAAAUGGGGAUCCCACCUACAGCGGCAGGCUCCAUCUAAGGCUAUGCCUUGAAGGAGGAUAUCACGUGCUAGACGAGGCGGCGCAUGUUUGUAGUGACUUCCGGCCGACGGCGAAGCAGCUAUGGAAACCUCCGGUGGGGGUACUAGAACUGGGGAUCAUCGGGGCACGUGGCUUGCUGCCGAUGAAGACGAAAGGUGGGACCAAGGGGUCGACCGAUGCGUACUGCGUGGCUAAGUACGGCAAGAAGUGGGUUCGGACGCGGACCAUCAUGGACAGUUUCGACCCGCGAUGGAACGAGCAGUACACGUGGCAGGUCUACGACCCAUGCACCGUCCUCACCGUCGGCGUCUUCGACAACUGGCGGAUGUUUGCGGACGUAGCGGAUGAUAAACCCGAUUAUCGCAUUGGAAAAGUUCGAAUCCGCAUUUCAACACUCGAGAGCAACCGGGUCUACACGAGACCGUUCCCGUUGCUAGUGCUACUCAAGUCAGGAGUCAAGAAGAUGGGCGACAUCCACCUAGCCGUGCGAUUCGUGUGCACGGGCAUGCUAUUGGACACGUGGGCGGUGUACACUCAGCCAAUGCUACCGCGAAUGCAUUACCUCCGUCCAAUAGGAGUCAGUCAACAAGAAGCGUUACGUGGCGCGGCGAUCAAGAUGGUGGCGACGUGGCUGACGCGGUCGGAGCCGGUGUUGGGUCCGGAGGUGGUGCGGUACAUGCUGGACGCGGACGCGCACACGUGGAGCAUGAGGAGGUGCAAGGCCAAUUGGUUCCGGAUCAUGGGAGUGAUCGCGUGGACCAUAGGUCUCUGCCGUUGGAUCAACGAUAUCCGACGGUGGAAAAACCCCAUCACCACAGUACUAGUUCAUAUCCUUUACCUGGUUCUCGUCUGGUAUCCAGAACUAGUUGCUCCCACAGCGACCUUGUACGUGUGUUUGAUUGGAACUUGGUACUAUAGAUUCAAACCAAAGGGACCGGCUGGAAUGGACGUGAGGCUCUCGCAAGCUGAAGGAGUGGAUUGGGACGAGUUGGAUGAGGAGUUUGACGCUGUGCCGAGUGGGCGGGAGGAGAAGGUGGUGAGAGCGAGGUAUGAGCGGUUGAGAACGUUGGGGGCGAGGGUGCAGACGGUGAUGGGGGACUUAGCGGCGCAGGGGGAGAGAGUGCAAGCUUUGAUAAGUUGGAGGGAUCCAAGGGCUACUAAGUUAUUCAUUGUGGUUUGCAUGGUGGUGUCGCUAGUGUUGUACGUGGCGCCUCCAAAAAUGGUGGCCGUGGCGCUGGGGUUCUACUUCUUAAGGCACCCAAUGUUUAGGGAUCCUAUGCCGCCUGCUAGCGUGAACUUUUUCCGUAGGCUUCCUAGCUUGUCUGAUAGGUUAUUGUAGAAAUUAUAUACAUGUGGUUUUGUUUGGCUGGUUGUGAAUAAAUCUCAGAAAGAUAUGAGGUAAUGACAGAUGAAGUGAGGUAUAGAAUAAAAUGCUUUUCUUAUAACAAUUGAUGAUGAUAAGAGAAUAUAUUCUCGAUGAAAGGAUUUCAUUGUUGCAGAGGUGUAAAGAUUAGAGUUUGGUUGCUGGAUUGUCAUUGCAAUAGAACAUGACGUGAUGUGAUGCGUGCAAGUGUUGAGAUGAUUCUGUUUGCUGAAAAAGAUGAACUACAGAACAAGACGCUUAUCCCAAUUAUAUAACCAAUUCAAAUUUAAAAAAACAAAUGUAAAAUAGUUAUUUUGUUUGUCAGUGCAUCCAUGAAGUAUUUUAAUUAUGUGCUAGCUAGCCCAU